Messenger RNA from Caretta caretta (loggerhead turtle), 6168 nucleotides. RefSeq names its product minichromosome maintenance 10 replication initiation factor (gene MCM10). Gene Ontology annotation, biological process: DNA replication; DNA replication initiation. Gene Ontology annotation, cellular component: nuclear replication fork; nucleus. Lineage: Eukaryota; Metazoa; Chordata; Testudines; Cheloniidae. The record is from RefSeq and is a predicted model, not a curated record. Gene Ontology annotation, molecular function: DNA replication origin binding; single-stranded DNA binding.
UUAGAAUUUUGGCGGGUGACCCGGCUGAGGGGAGCGGAGCUGCGCGCGCUGAGAUUCUUCCUUUGGGGACUCUGCUGAAGAAGUCCUGUUGAAAUCAUGGAUGGUGAUGAAGACUUGGAGCUGUUGGCUUCCCUGUUAGAAGAGAAUGAGGUAGCUGGGGAUGAGAAUACUCCUGAAGAGACCACAGCUCACUCAGAUGAGGCUGGAGAACCAGAUGAGUAUGAUGAGCUGUUUGACGCAGAGGAUGAUGCAUCCUACACCGAGGAGGUUGAUGCUGAGGAGAGUGAAGCCAGUGAGCAGAAGGAAAAUGCAUCUGCGUUGUUUGGAGAUGUGGAUGACCUGACAGAAGAAGAGGAAGAAACUGUACAGGAAAUACCCUGUUCUCCAGCUCUCAAUCAGGAGAAGGAGAAAAACAAUCAAGAUUUGCAAGAUGAGCUGAGGAAAUUGCAAGAGCAGAUGAAGAAGUUACAGGAGCAGUUACAAAUGACUGCAAUUGGGCAGCCAUCCAGCUCAGGCCCUCAGAAAAAAACCCUUGGUAAAUCGCCCUGUAUUCCCUUCAAAGAAAGGAAAACUCCGAAACUCCAGGAGUCACCAUGUUUCUCUGCUCAGCUCAACGGCCCUUUAUCAAUAACCAAACAGGGAGCCCAGAAACCAAAACAUUCACCAUCAGAGAAUAAGAGUCCUCCUCCAAGGCCAAUAUCAAGUUCAUCAUUUCAACCACUCAGAUCUACUCCUGGGAACAGGCCCAAAAUGGCCACCAGAGACCGGACUCCUCAAGUGCAAGGGAGUUCCAGUGUGACUGAUCAGCCAGUCUCUGUGGAAACCUUCUCUGGACUCAGAUUAAGAAAACCCCGUGUGUCAUCAGUGGAAAUAGACAGGAAAAUGGCUGGACGGAAGCUGAUCAGACUGUCUCAACUGCAAGGCAAGCUGGCUGGGGGGAAUCUGGAGGAAACAGACUGGGUAACAUUUGGAGUCAUAAUAAAGAAAAUCACCCCUCAGAGCUCAAAUAACGGCAAAACUUUCAGUAUCUGGCGGCUGAACGACCUGCGUGAUCUGAACAGCUGUGUCUCGUUGUUUUUGUUCGGUGAUGUCCACAAAGAACACUGGAAGACAGACCAAGGCAUGGUCAUUGGGCUGCUCAAUGCUAAUCCCAUGAAACCUAAAGAGGGCUCGGAUGAGAUGUGUUUGUCUGUUGAUCACCCCCAAAAGAUAUUACUUUUGGGUGAAGCUCUGGACUUGGGAACCUGCAAAGCUAGGAAGAAGAAUGGUGACCCAUGUACACAGAUUGUUAACCUGAAUGACUGUGAAUAUUGCCAGUACCACGUACAAUCCCAGUACAAGAGGCUCAGCUCGAAGCGGGCAGAUUUGCAGUCUAGCUUCUCCAGUGGCCGUGCUCCAAAAAGGAUAGCUUGCAAAAAUCCCAGCUUGAAGGAGCGGCUCUGUCAGGAUGGGUUUUACUAUGGAGGUGUUUCUUCAGCAGCCUACGCAGCCUCAGUUGCAGCAGCUGCAGCCCCUAAGAAGAAGAUACAAACCACUCUCACGAAUCUGGUCGUAAAAGGAACCGACGCAAUUGUACAGGAAACUAGAGAGAAAAUAGGUAUGGUGAAGAGACCCAUGCCAUGUACUGAUGAAUUCAAAGAAUUGUUGGCAAUGCCAACCUUUGGAGCACGAAACCUCUGCAAACACUUGGCCAAAGCAGAUGCAGCAGAUGCUCGAGGGAAGCAAGGAUCUGCCUUCCAGUCUAUCUCCGCUUCAGCACUGCUCAAACAACAGAAACAGCAAAUGCUGGAGGCCAGAAAAAAGCGAUCAGAAGAUAUACAGAGGCGGUUUCUUCAGAAGACAACAAAAACCAAUAGCCCAGCUUUACCAUCCUCCUCAGGGCUCCGCUCUCCAACCCCAGGGGCUGAAUUUCCCAAAGCUGCAAAAAUGUCAACCCCUCAAGCACCUAGGCUGGGGAUAGGCCUCUCUGAGGGCGAUGACGUCCUCUUCUUUGAUGAUUCUCCACCUCCAGUACCAAAACUGAAUGGUUUAGCAGAAGCUAAAAAGUUGGCUGCUAUAAAGAAACUGCGAGCAAAAGGCCAAAUCCUCAAUAAAACCAACCCAAACAGUGUUAAACGGAAACGAUCUGAUCUUGCCGAAGUUCUGGAGAUCAUGGAGAGAGUUGAGAAAAACAUCCCCUCAUCACAAGCUGCAGAUGAACUAGAACCUGCCCAAAAGAAACGUCGAGAACAGCUGGCAUAUCUGGAGUCUGAAGAGUUCCAGAAAAUCCUGAAUGCCAAGUCCAAGCACAUGGGCGUCCUUAAGGAGGCUGAGGCUGAGCUGCAGGAACGGUACUUUGAACCUCUGGUGAAAAAAGAACAACUGGAAGAGACGAUGAAGAACAUUAAAGAAGUGAAGUGUCGGAUUGUGACGUGUAAAACGUGUAAAUACACGUAUUUCAAGCUCCGAGAGACAUGUGUGAAGGAGAAUCAUGAAUACCACUGGCAUGAUGGUGUCAAGCGAUUCUUCAAGUGUCCCUGUGGAAACAGAGCCCUAUCUUUUGACAGGCUACCAAAAAAGCCCUGCAGUGCCUGUGGCCUCUUCAAAUGGGAACGUGAUGGAAUGCUCAAGGAGAAGAAAGGCCCGAAGAUUGGUGGAGAAACGCUUUUACCAAGAGGGGAAGAGCAACCCAAAUUUCUUACUAGCCUUAAGUAAUCCACCAGUGAUUUUCACAACAUACUCCUCAUUUUUUGUCUCCGAAUGAAUCACUUGUUUAUCAUAAAGCAACUGGGUGCUAGGUUUUGCAACAAACAAGCAGGGCAAUUGAUUUCUUGGGACAAGGUCGUCCCAUAAUCUUUCCUCCAGUAUGUGGAUUGGAAUGUCCAGCUUCGAACUUUUUAAACUGAUUGAAGGAACCUCAUGUGGAUUUCUUGUUCAUGCCCUUCAUUCUUAGGAACGUGGUGUUCACAGUAUUUAAUUUAGGGAAGAGAUAUCUAGUAUCAUGGAAUCUGAACCAAGAAGUGGUUUCCUCUGGAUCCUGAAGUGUGUAUAGAACAGUUCAUUAGAACUACCCCACCGGACGCGUAAGACGUAAACAAUUAUAAUCUUGGAGGGACCUUUGAAACAGUCUGCAAGAACUCGUAGCAUUUCUGUGGUUCAUAUAGUGGUCCAUCAUGGGGAACACAUCCAUCAAGGUGUCUUAAUUCAGCUAUUCCAGCCCUAGGAUGUAUUCCCUCACAUUGUUACAGGGUACAUAAGCAGCAGCAUAUAGCAGGUUGAACUUAUAGAGGUACAUGAUGUGGCAUGACACUUUCCAUUGGUUCCAGAAAUCCACAGGGGAAAUUUCAAGCUGUUUGUGGAAGUUCUUCAUGUGUAAAGUUUUCAAAAGUGCCUGAGUGGCACAGGCAUUUGACUUUUAUCUAAGCCACUCAGGUGCUUUUGAAAGUGGCACCCCACCUUCCAACUGCCCGGUGCAUCUAGGCUGCCCGGGGCCGACUGAUGACGUGUUAUCUUUACAACCGCACACCUAGAACGUGCCACUUAUAAAAUGGUAUUUAAAUUCUUUUAAUGAACCGGCCAAUAUUUUGUCAGUGGCUUUAAUGAGCAGACAAAUAACAGAUUAUUUUAGAUAGCUUUUAACCCUUUCUCUAGCGUUUUAAUUUUUUUUAAUGAUUACAAAUACCACAGUCUUUAGGACCCCCUAGGGCCUGAAUGUGUGAAGUAGCCAUUUGUGGGAUAUUAUCUGCUUCACAUUGAGCUGAGUGAGCUGCCAAAUGCCAGGUCUCCCACAGAGUUUCCCUAGAAAUACUGGCUGUGUUUGGCAAACGUUACCCUAUUUGACAAUCUCCUUAGAAGCAGCCCUGGUUUGUGGCAUCUGGGUCCAUCAGGUUCCUAAAACCAUGAAUAUAUUUGUAGGCGCUCAGACCAAACUCCCAGAGACCAACAUACGGUUUGGUUUACACUUAAAAGUUAUGUCGGUGUAACUACGUUGGUCGGGUCUGAAAAAUCCAUUCCCAGACAAACAGCUGUGUCGCCAAACCCCCUAGUGCUGAUGCAGCUACGUUAAAGGAAGAGCGCUUCUGUCUGUGUAGCUGCUGCUGUUCAGGGCGGUGGUGGUCCUUCAUCAACAGAAAAUCUGUUGAUGUAAAAGCUGCAUCUAUGCUAGGGAGCUGUACUGACAUACCUAUGCCAACAUAGGCUCCGUCAUGUAGACGUAUCCUAACAUGUCCAGUGGACUUCUAGCUCGAAAGCUCUCAUGUUACCCUUUCUUGCACAAGCUAUGCAGAUGAGGAGUAAGUAAUUUGAAUUGUAAAGACGUAUCUGUACACUACGCAACAAUUAGUGUCCCCAGUUGGUGCUGUUGCCUUCCGUCUUGCCCAUCCUAAGAGGUUCAGAAUCAUUGGCUUUAAUCCACUGUGUGGACAGUUGACAAAUGGGUACUGCCAUUUAUUGACUAUUGUAAAUAUUUGGGGUCACUCGGAAUUUUGUAAAUACUUUGCACAAUAAAGAGCUCCAGGGGUUUAAAUGUUAAUUUGUAUUACAAUAAAUGAUAACUCCUGAAGAGCUUUUUUUUCUUUUGAUCAGUUCUUUUAGGCAGGUUGACAGAAACAAGGAGCUAAAGUAGCUUGGUUUGCCCAAGUACACACGUGACUGGUGACCGAGAGGAAUUGUCUCGCAGCCUCUGGCUAGACAACAUUCUCUCUUCUAGACCUGGGCUUAAAAUUUAGGUCUACAUAGCUAUGAGCUCAGGUGUGUGACAAAUCCACACCUCUGAGUGCUGUAACUGUGCCAACCUCGCCCCCGCUGUAGACAUAGCUAUGUCAACAGAAGAAUGCUUCCAUCAACCUAGCCACAGUUGCUCUGGGAUGUGGAGUUCCUACAGCAGUGAUGAGCCCUAUGUAUAGACAUGGCCACAGACUGGUAGGAGUUCACUGCCAGUGCACAAAGUCUAUCACUACAAAAAUUAACACUAGGCCGUGGUCUACAAAUGUAGAUCUGCCUAGCUGUGUUGCUCGGGAGUAUGAAAAAUUCAUAUUCCUGAGCCCUGUAGUUAAUCCAACCUAUCCCCAGGUGUAGAUGUGACUAGUCUUUGCAAGAAUUCUUCUGUUGACAUAACUACUGCCGGUCGGGGAGGUGGAUUACCUACAGUGAUGGCAAAACCCUGUCCAUUGUAGCACCCAAUAGUGUAGACAUGACCAGAUUCAUUAAUAGCUUCCCUCAGUGUACAGCUAGGGAACUGGAAAGAGCUCUGGGCUUUCAUUCUUCAGCCAAGGUAAAGCACUGAAGGAAGAAGAGUUGUCCUUGCAAAAAAUGUUUCUAAUGAAAUUCCAAAACCAGAAAGCUUGUGCACUGGGUUUCUGAUGUUAAAGAGCUCUCUGGCUUGUCUGUAAAUUCCAUCAAUAAGGUAGUGAUGUGUCAUUCCAUAUUCUUUAUGAAAAUAUGCUUAUGAUAUGAAUAUGACAUAACUGAGAUAUACUUUAUACAAGAUGGCUCAUGUGAGAUGUCAUGGGAAAGGUUGUGAUUUACUGAAUGCGAUUAUCGUGUUUGUAUACCUGUAUCAUUUCUGUAUCUGAAAUUAGGAAUAUUGACUAUGUAUCUGUAUUUCAGCUGUGUUACUUUGGGUGAUGCCCACUACUAACAUUUCAGGUACAACAAUGGAAAAGCCAGACAGGGCAGAUGGCCCAUCAGCGAGGACAAUAGACGGUGAAAAGCUUGGCCUUCCUGUGGACUCUCCAUAUUGCCACUGACUCAUGGACUCUGUGAUACUACAGAGUCAGGUGGUCUUGUCACCUGAUACUAAACAUUACCUGGGACAUCUUGUAACUUUCCACUGUAAGGGAAGGGGGGUAAAGUUUGGGAAACAAAGGAUUCCCGUCUUAUGUAAAUCCUAUUUAAGGGUGGGGAGGAAGGCAAUAGGACUCCUCCUCUCCAUGGCCUGUCUGCCCAAGAAGAAAAACUGAAGGCAAGGGGGGAGUCCAGACUGAGACAGGGGUCUAGUUUGAAAAGAAAUAUAACUGGAACUCUGAACCACAGACCUUUGCAAACUGCCUGCAACAAUAUCUAGGGUGAGAAAUACUAUUUGUAACCAAUUUCUUUAGUGAAACUAGCUUAGUUUACAUGUUUGAUUUCAUUUGCUUAGUCAUCUGCUUUGUUCUGUUUGUUACCCCUUUUACCACUUAAAAUCUGCCU